Chlamydomonas reinhardtii is the source of this 2821-nucleotide messenger RNA. RefSeq lists its product as uncharacterized. The transcript is spliced from 11 exons. The record is from RefSeq and is a predicted model, not a curated record. Lineage: Eukaryota; Viridiplantae; Chlorophyta; Chlorophyceae; Chlamydomonadales; Chlamydomonadaceae. Bases 420 to 2462 code for a protein of 680 amino acids.
CAUGCUCACGCUCAUGAAUAUGCACGCUUCGACAUGAUGGUGCCAAAGAUGCAAUUCAUAUAGAGACUUGACUGGUGCCUAUGCGGCGAAAGCUGCUAGUCCACACCGCAUGCUGAGCGGCCGGCUUUAGACUACAACGCUCGAUACAAACGAACUUUGGUCGCUUGCUCUAGAAAAGGUCACAUUAAGGUCCUGCCCCCCAGGGUUUGCUUGGUUAGUCGGCACGCCACAUCCAACUCCACUGGCACCCCUUGUCCUUGACCUAUCCAGUUCUGGUGGACAGUGCCGUGGCCAGGCAGAUGGCGCUGCUAAAGAUGUCUCUGGGCGUGGCCCUGGUGGCUAUCACGUUGCACUACUUUGGGAUCACACCGCCAAUACCGGGCCUGGAGUUCUUAUCUCCGCGCUUGAGUGGCAACGGCAUGGGCGCAGGCAGCAUUAACACGGGCAAGCUGCUUUCCGACCUAAACAGUGAUGUGAUGCCACAACACGCACACCAGCACGGCGCGGCACAUGGCAAUACCCCAGGGGCCAGCCACGGGAGCGGCAUGUCAGACGAGAAGGGCGACCCGCUGGUGAGCCUGCAGCGCAGCGCCUCAGCGGCUCUGUCCGUCAUGUACCUUGCGUCCAUGCCAGGGCUGCGGGACCAGGUCAAGGCGGCGCCAGGUGUGAUCGAGUCGCUGGCCCGGCGUGUGCUGACGGUGGACCUGGAUCUGGCCAAACAGGUGGUGAUGCACCAGCAGGCCGCAAUGCAGCGAUCACAGCAGCAGGGGCAGGACCAGCAGCAGCGGGCGGCGGGGGCUGCGCCGCCGCCUGAGCUGGUGUCGGUGGGGCUGCUGGCGCUGGCCAAGCUGGCGGCACCGGACACGGCGCUGCAGGGGUGGCUGCUGGGCGGCAGCGGCCGCGGCGCUGGCGCGGGGGUAGCCCGCGCGCGCCUGGCCGAGGGGCUGGUGCUGUCGCGCGUGGACGAGGUCAUGCGCUCAGGCGUGCCGUCCUGGCAGGCAGCGGCUGCGGUGCUGCUGCACUCGCUGGCGGGGCCGGGCACGGGCCAGCGCUCGGUGCGGGCCUGGGUGGCGGCGCGCACGGAGGGCCUCAUCGACGUGGGCAUGGGGCUGUUGGAGACAGGCGCCUUCAUGAACAGCACGGACGCGCUGUCGUCUGGCGCACAGCUGCUGGAGCUGGUGGCGGCAGGGCCGGCCGGCCGCCAGCAAUUGGUGGCCAGCGGCGUGCAGCCGGUCAUUCUGCAGGUGCUGCUGACGUAUACCGGCACCAACGGCACCAGCGCUGCAGUGGGCAAUGCGGUGCGGCUGCUACGGCAGCUCAUGGCGCCGUCAGCAAGUGGUAGCGGCAGCACUGGAGAUGCAGCAGGGCAGGCAGCGGCGGCGGAGCUGAUGCACAACGUCACACAUGCGGGCCUGGUGGCGCCAUUGGUGCGGGAGGUGCGCCUUGGCAACCGGGCCAGCCUUGCCCCUGCGCUGGUGCUGCUGCUCGACAUCAUGCGGGCCGCACCUGCUCCAGAUUCCGGCACCAACAAUGAUAGCGACAGCGGUGGUAGCGGCACUGCGAACGACUCGGCACACGAGGCAGUUGGCACGGGGCUGCUGUCCCUAUGCGCACAGCUGCUGUUUCAGGCGGACGGCAGCUCUGACCCGGAUGCGCUGGUGGCUUGCUCGGAGAUUGUGCGGCACACGCUGCGCAACUGCAAGGACGCCAACCGGCCUGCGCCGCGGCGGAUGGACCUAGAUGGAGAGGAAGCUGCUGCAGAGCAAUCUGAAGGCGCCGGCAAGGCGACGCAUGAGGGGGCUUCGGCCAGCGGCAAGCAGCAGCAGCAGCAGCAGCAGCAGCAGCCAGGCGGUGCCUACACGAACACGGCGCAGGCCCGGCAGCAGCUGGCGGCUGACCUUCUUCAGAUGAUGCGGGACACCACGUUUCCGGACUUACACAAUGCCGUGCUGGAGGCGUGCCGUGAUGUGGCGCCAUCGCGCGUGGCCGCGGAGGCGCUGGUGGCAGCGGGCGCGGUACCGCAGGUGGCGCACAUCCUGAUGCACAACGUGUCACAGAGCCAUGAGCAGGGCGUGGACCCCGGAAGCACGGCUUGGAUUGUGCAGAGCCAGCGCUCUGCGGCCGCGCUGGUGGCGCUGCUAGCGCUGCAGCCGCCGCUGCGGCAGCAGGUGGUGGAGCAGGGUGGGCUCAAGGGACUGGCGGCGGCGCUGAUGCUGAACUCUGGCCACCCGGGCCUCAUGGCGCAAGUGCGCGUCACCGCCGCGGCGGCGCUCGUUCCUCUGCUAGGCGAGGAUGGGCGCUAUCUGGAGCUCGCGGUGCACCUGGGCGUGUUGGAGCCGCUGGUCAAAAUGUACUUUGCCACUAGCGAGCAGGAGCGGCGUGCAGCCGGGCGCGUUCUCACGUUGUUGGGCCAGGACACCUCCGUGGCAGCCAUGUUUGAGCGUGUGGGCAUCAAAGUUUGAACUGACUGAGCUCAGUAGCCAGAAUCUGUAAGGAUGAAGCCUAAAAAAACAGGAUUGGGCACUUCCUUGUCAGAUACGGUAUGGACGUUACAAUGAAGGGAAUCGGGCAUGGGGAACACGACGCACGUGGAUACCGUAACAGUGUCACUCGCGACUUCGGUCGCUCUCAUCCAGCUCCGGUCGAUAAGCCGUGGGCUAACUUCAAGGCAACGGCUGUAAAGCUUGGGUGGGCUCGAGGCAAAGCCCGCUGGGUGGCCCGCCCAGGUUAGCCCCAGGUGGAUUAGCCGGUGGCCCACCCGCGGUGAGGCCUGCUAUCGCUCCUGAACGGGUUAACGGAACCCAGAUAAACUUUACCAGAG